Sodiomyces alkalinus F11 is the source of this 1098-nucleotide messenger RNA. RefSeq lists its product as hypothetical. The transcript has 13 exons. The record is from RefSeq and is a predicted model, not a curated record. The coding region runs from base 232 to 1098 and encodes 288 amino acids. NCBI's taxonomy places the organism in Eukaryota, Fungi, Ascomycota, Sordariomycetes, Glomerellales, Plectosphaerellaceae.
GCAUAUAUAGAUGGGCACAUACAUGCACGUACCAGGAUGUCCACCCCCAUAUGUUAUAUUAUGCGUCUCAGAGAGACAGGCACCGCAUAUAGUCGGCGAACAUACGUAUAUAUGUUGUAACUUGGGGUGAAGGCAGCGAAGAGAACCAGAGCACACACACGGGUAAUUCCAGAUCGUCGGUCGCGAAUUCUGCUUGGAGGGGUCUACGCCCGUAACGAACGUAACCUCGUCAUGCGGACGGGGCGCAUCAUGAGGGAGGAUGCCGACCCUUCCGAGGCCGAGGCCGAGACAUUUCAGAAAUCUUCUUCGAAACCAUCUUUCUACGCCUCUCCCUUUUGGGCGCCACCACCGUUCCUGGGGUAUCAUCGCGGCAGCCACAACGUUACCCUCAACUCGUGUUUGAGGCGGACUGCGCCUACCAGGAUGACGGCCAAGUCACAAGAAGAGGGAGUGAGAUAUGAAGGGGCCAAGGAAUUGAUUGUCAUCCGGCAGGAGAGACCCCCAAGGGGCCAACCUGAUCCAGUAUGUCAGAUGAUCGCAGACAAUCUGUGGGUUUUCAUCGCCCAUUGGAAAAGAAAUGGGAGGGAUGUCUGUGGAUGCUGGAUUGGCUCACCGCAACUUGAUAGUACUCAGAAAAUCAAGGAAAGAGAAAAGGUCUUUUAUGAGUGGAUGGCGAUUCGGCAUUGGCGCGAUCAUGGAACAGACAUCGCCAACUGUGUCCAUCCGCGCAUAAGCGAACCUGCUUGCAUCCAUGGUCCGAGUUGGCUGUCCAACAUGGGGCCCUGCCCACCCUUGUCUGACAAAAGGUCAAACGCGACUGAGGCCUUCAAGGGCAGGACCAGACGAAAUGUACAACGUAAUGAGGUUGGCGCCCCACCCCACCAUACUAUGCAAGUACGAGACAACAAAAAGAGGCCUGUGUUCGACGACGCCCGCCGUUACGGUCCUUGUGACGACCCAGUGCGCUGGCAUUGGGGUCUCUUGUCGGAAAGCAAGCAGCACCCCAUUGCAUUGCCAGUGACUAACUACCACUGUCCCGGUGUCGGCACCGACUGGGCUUUGACCCACCGUGACCUUGCCGCUGCACCACAAUGCUAA